UCACUACGUCAUCUUCAUGCGACCGCAGCUGUUUCUCAGAGGGAGUCCGACUGUCUGAGUGUGUGAUGAUGAGGCUUCACUCAGACUCUUCACAGAGUUAUUAAACUAUCAGCGAACUGUUCCUGUUUAUAUCCGGUGUGUGAGUGUGUGUGUGUGAGUGUGGGGUUUAGAGUUUCCGGCUCCGGGUUUAGAAUCAGCUGUAAACAGACUGUCUGUGGUUACACGUGGUAAACUCCAGGUUUUUGUAGUUUUAUUAAACGGUCGGACAAACAGACUCCGACAGAUCGACACCGUGGAAAUGUCCCGGCACAAGAAGAAGAACGGAGUCCCGGACCGAUGGCUGGAUUAUAAAGCUGUUGGGAAAAGACUCCACGGGACACGAUUCAUCGCCUUCAAAGUUCCUCUCAAACAGGCUCUGAACCGUCAUCUUCCGCUCUCAGACGUGUUCGGGCCCUGGGAGCUGCUGGACGCUCUGAACAAAGACCAUCAGGAGCUGGGUCUGAUCAUUGACCUGACCUUCACCACACGCUACUACCAACCACAGGAUCUGCCAGAGUCGCUGCUGUUUGUGAAGAUCUUCACCGCCGGUCAUGAGGUUCCCAGUGACGACACCAUCCUGAGCUUCAAACGAGCUGUACGGAGGUUUCUACGAGACAACGCAGACAAUGAUAAACUGAUUGGAGUUCACUGCACCCACGGUCUGAAUCGUACCGGCUAUCUGAUCUGCAGGUAUCUGAUAGAUGUCGACGGGAUGGAUCCUAAACAGGCUGUAGAGUUGUUCAACUCGUCACGAGGCCACGCCAUAGAGAGAGAGAACUAUCUGGACGACCUGCAGCAUGGACCAAAGAGGAGUAAUGAGGGGAUGGAGGAGUCUGAGCAGGAGCCACAGAGAGGCUCUGCUGUUCACCGGCCACUUCACACCUCACUGGACUCUGAGAGCCGAGACGAGAGACGACCACACUUCACUGACGCCUUUCACCACAGAUCUUUCCCUCCACGAGAAACAAACCACCGCUCACUUCAUCGCCCUCCACACGACGGCCUCCUCCCCACCCCACCGUUACUCCCUCUGUCUCCGUUUCGUCCACCGCUGGAGCCCCGUUUCCACCCGUAUCGAUGGGCCUCCCCUCAUCCUGACAGUCAGGGGAGGAGGCCCCCCCGCUCAGAGGAGGGCAGGUCCAGAUACCCCCCGUUUGAGCCGGAGUGGGGUCCAGCCCCCUACCUGCAGGAGGACAGGAGAAGAGGACCUCUGCCUCCUCCCCUCCCUCACUACUCCCCCAACUGGACCAACCAGUCCAGCAGCUGUGACGGAGCUGAGGAGGAGUGGGCCCGUCCCACAGUGAGACAUCAGCACAGACACAGACACAGAGUGAAGGGAUACGACUACUGAAACACUCAGAGCUCUGUUCAGCAGCUGCAGAGCGACGUUAGGUCAGAGCACAGAACAGACGCUUCCACAGGUUCACUGAGGGCCCAUGUUUGGUUCUGAUAAUCUGUUUAACUCACCUCACUGACUUUACAUAGCGUUUACCCACUGAGAGGACAGGGUGAGGACUCUCAUCCAGAGAGUUAUUGGUGGUUGUAACUGUUCCUCUGCUGUCCACUGUCCUGUUUCAGCCUUAAAGUCAGUUUACUGGAUCUGUUUUCAUGGUGGUGCAAAGACUGUUUGGUGUUGUAUCGACUCUGAUGCUGUCUUUGUCCGUCUGCGUGUGUUGUUGUGCAGAGGUGGAAAGAGGAAAGAAACCAGCAGCAGGUUCAUUCAGAUGAGCCUGUGCAGAGUGAGUCGUUGGUAUUUUCUUAUCUGUUUUCUUACAGCUUCACUGUAGCACUGGUGUUUUUAUCAACAGAGUAAAGACUUAAGCUUAAAAUUUGAAUAAACAGUUUUGAUGAACCGCUCUUCAACCAGGAGAUGUUUUUAAAUUGGCACCAAAAAUGAAUGUUUGAGGUUAAUUCACUGACGUCUCUGCUUUAAAUCCCUGCAGCCGCCUGAAGGCAGCAGGACAUGUUGAUAAAUCUGCAGCCUCUGAUUGGACAGUCAGAAGCUGCAGGUGUGUUUACCUUCAUUAAAUCACAAGAAAAUGACAAA
Molecule: messenger RNA, 2086 nt
Organism: Lates calcarifer (barramundi perch)
Lineage: Eukaryota; Metazoa; Chordata; Actinopteri; Centropomidae
Gene: dusp11
Product: dual specificity phosphatase 11 (RNA/RNP complex 1-interacting)
Exons: 9
Coding region: 299-1390 (363 amino acids)
Biological process (GO): protein dephosphorylation
Molecular function (GO): polynucleotide 5'-phosphatase activity; protein tyrosine/serine/threonine phosphatase activity
Source: RefSeq, a predicted model, not a curated record